AUGAGCCAUAGGAUGGAGCACAGGUCCGCGUUAGCGCGUAGAGUAACUCAAGCCGAGCAUCCUCCAAACAAACUUGCCCGUUCAGGAUCCAAUAACAACACCGACACAAGGAGGGGAGAGCACUUCAACGCACGCCGGGACAUGCAAGUGGCCGGCCCGUUUCCCGCAAAUGCGGCGAAGAUGAACGAGAAAGAACUGCUUGGUGGUUUAAACGACCGCUUCGCCCGCUUCAUUGACAAGGUGCGUUACCUGGAGCAACACAAUCACCUGCUGGAGACGGAGAUCGAGAAAGCCAGGGGGGACGUGGCGUCCCCGUCUUUCUUGGAGCAGAAGUAUGGACCGGAGUUGGAGGAACUGAGGAAACUAGUCCACCACAUGACCCGCCAGAAGGCUCAGGUUGAAAUAGACCACCGAAAUCUGCAGGGCGAGUUGGCCGACUUGAGGGAGAAAACCGAAACGGAGGUACGCAGCCGAUCGGACGCCGAGAGACACGUCGCCGCGUUGAAAAGGGAAAUCGGCGACGCGUAUCGCGCCAAACUUCAACUGGACGAGAAAGCGCAGUCUCUCGUGGACGAAAUCCGCUUUCUCAAGGAAAACCACGAAGCUGAGGUGUCAGGCACGAGAGCCCAGAUCCAAGAAUCGCGGGCAGUUGCUCAGGCGGACCAGGGACCCGGCGUACCUGAACUCACUGCGGCACUCCGGGAUAUCAGGACCCAGCUGGAAGGUCACGCCGUGUGUGACCUCCAACAGGCAGGACAAACGUUGAGAUCCCAGUUUGCAAAACUGACGGAGGCAGCCGAGGUCAAGAGAGAGGCGCUGAAAGCAGCCCAGCAGGAGAUUCAAGGGUAUAAGAAGCUCAUGCAGACCAAAAGCAUUGAACUGGACUGUGCUAAGGGCACGAAGGAGGCACUGGAAAGACAAGCUAAUGAAGCCGAGGAUCGCCACAAUGAAGAAACGAUUCAUUACCAGGACACAAUCAAGCAGCUGGAAAAUGAGCUCAUUAAUUCCAAAUUUGACAUGUCCGGUCAUCUGAGGGAGUACCAGGACCUGCUUAAUGUAAAGAUGGCUUUGGAUGUGGAGAUAUAUUCGUACAGGAAACUCCUAGAAGGUGAAGAGACUCGCCAAUCCACCAUCUCAGACACACAUAUCUCUGUGCCUUACAUCUACCGUCAGUCUCCUGUCUACAGCCUCCCAUGCCUCAGUCAGCAGGGCAGACCUAGUGGGAGAGCAGAGCCCUGCUACAAGUUUGUAGAGGAGAUCAUAACAGAGACCACCAGGGAAAUUGAGAUGUCAGAGUUUGAGGAGACAGACGGAGGAGAAGGCGGGAAGGAGUGCAUCGAAGCUGAGGGAGGGAGUGGCAAAGCAGAGGAGGGCACAGCUGACAAAGACAGUGGAAAGGAAAAGGGUGAGCAGAUGUCUGACAGUCAGCAGAAUCAAAUAGAACUGGUGGAAAAAGCAGAUAGUAGAGUCAAUGCUGCAGAAGGAGAAGGUCCUGGUGAAGAGGGCGAGAAAGCUAAAGAGGAACCCGAGGGGCCAGAAACAGUUGCCAACGAAGAGAACAUCAACUCAGACAAAAUGACUCAUAGUGAAGUUGAGUUAACUGAAAUGAUUGGUGAGGGAGGGAAUGAGGCACAUGACGAGGGCAAAAAGAGCAUGAAAGAAAGAAGAGACAGUCCAGCAAGGUUGGGAACAGUUCAGAAUGAUGCCUCUUCAAAAGUGCAGGAUUCAGACUCAGAAGUCCCCGAUGAAGGUGAACUGCUCCUAGACCUUCAAAAGCCAACCUCUAAGGAUGACGGAAAAUACGAUGCAUUGGAAAACAGUGAGAUGGGUGAUGUGAAAGAUAGUAUCAUCAUCACACAAGUGAAGAAACUGAAGAAUGAAACCCCUGCCCAACAGCCCACAGACUCUGAUAAAGCUCAAGAGCCAAGCUGUGUUGCUCAUGAGCUCGAGAAUGCUUCCUCUUUGGUUUACAAAACGGUUGGUGAAACCAAUGUCUUGACACCAGAGCUACAGAGUAGUCUGCCCAAGGAGUGGGUUGAACCAGAAAAACCAGUAGAAAAGAAGGGUCAGGAAAAUUUGACCUUAGCACCUGUGAGUGAGGCAAAGCAGAAUUACACAGAGCCAAAGGCAGAUGGAAAAUUGGCAAAUAGCACUGAGGAUGAACUGCCAAAUAGCAGUCAAAAUCAUACACACGUUGACCCUCAAGAAAAAGAUAAAGCGUUAGCUCUCAAGUCUACUAGCAAUGACCUUUCUCAAGUAGAUGAAAAGCCAAACAGUGAAGGUAAAACCCAAACAGUAGAAUCACCAAUGCCUGAAAAACAGAUAGCUGUACCUGGAGAAAACAAGAGCCUGAAACAGGAGGUGUCCAGUAAAAGCCACAUUCAAACAUCAGCGAUGUCCACGGGGCCAGGGAAAAUAAAUAACUCUGAAGGCAGAUCUAACGUGGAAGAGGUGAAAAGCAAGGAUUCAGGAGAAACCACUGAAAACCAGACAGUGAGAACGUCUCAAGGGGCAGAGGAAGCUGAAACGAAGACAUCACCGAAUACACAGGAAAUUUCAACCCUGGGCCUGAAAAAAGCAAGUACAGUUAAUGGGCAGCUCUCACAGGAAGUACAGGUCAAAGCAGAAAAUGGCUCAACCAAUGGAACAAUGGAGGUUAAAGAUGGCGAAGCUAAGCCAAUAAAGGUAGAAGCACAAACAUGA
Messenger RNA from Lampris incognitus (smalleye Pacific opah), 2703 nucleotides. RefSeq names its product neurofilament light polypeptide. Gene Ontology annotation, molecular function: structural constituent of cytoskeleton. Gene Ontology annotation, biological process: neurofilament bundle assembly. The coding region runs from base 1 to 2703 and encodes 900 amino acids. Lineage: Eukaryota; Metazoa; Chordata; Actinopteri; Lampriformes; Lampridae. Gene Ontology annotation, cellular component: postsynaptic intermediate filament cytoskeleton; axon; cytoplasm. The transcript is spliced from 3 exons. The record is from RefSeq and is a predicted model, not a curated record.